UGUAGAAUUCUUUUGCAUGGAGUUUAGAAAAACAAACUGGUAGCUCAAGUGAGAACAUUCAAGCGUAAACAUGUAUGGUCCUCCAGUAGAUCUGUCUUUUAAAGACCUCAACAAUGUCACAGGUGCGAUGUUGGAGGUCCCACGUACUGGCCUGCGACCUUUAAGGACCAAUUCGAAGAAUAAGUACUUGAGUCACUCUUUGCGUAUUAGCAACAACAACAUCACAAACCUUGUUGGCCUUGAAUUCGUGUUGAGCCACUUUCUAGCCCAGCCAUCAAUGCUCGGUUGGCUGGACCUGUCCUUCAACAAAAUAACAAGCAUCGAUUAUGUCCUAUGUGAGCUAAAAGAACUGCGUAUUUUGUAUCUUCAUGGCAACGACAUCUGGAACCUGUUUGAAGUUAACAAACUGGGAAAGCUGAGCCAUCUCCACACCAUCACACUGCAUGGAAAUGUCAUUGAAAAUACCAAGGGAUACAGGAGUCAUGUUAUUUGGGCAUUGCCUCACCUGAAGAGUAUGGACUUCAGCACUGUGAUUCACCAGGAGAAGGUCUUUGCGAAAAUGUGUAAGAAUUUCAAGCAGGUCAAAAAAGAAGAGAAUGGUGUGCCACCAGAUGAAUAAACUAUAAUUCAGCUAGGUAGUUCUGACAUUUUUUUUCCAGAAUAAAUGGUUUUACAAAAUA
Girardinichthys multiradiatus is the source of this 680-nucleotide messenger RNA. Its product is annotated as leucine-rich repeat-containing protein 51-like. The transcript is spliced from 4 exons. Bases 71 to 619 code for a protein of 182 amino acids. Lineage: Eukaryota; Metazoa; Chordata; Actinopteri; Cyprinodontiformes; Goodeidae. The record is from RefSeq and is a predicted model, not a curated record. Gene Ontology annotation, molecular function: protein binding.